This is a messenger RNA of Diabrotica balteata, 1760 nucleotides long. The record is from the annotation of a GenBank genome assembly. NCBI's taxonomy places the organism in Eukaryota, Metazoa, Arthropoda, Insecta, Coleoptera, Chrysomelidae.
GCCGAUUUUCUAAAUCAGAGUCAUGUAUUUAAGAUUAGCAAUUUGUUGUUGGUUACUAUACUCCUUUGCACAGAAAGGGGUAAACUCAUUGCCUGGAACUGCAGCCAAGUUUGAGGAAGAUGAGUUAAUAGUUGAGUUGGAAAACCUAGGCAAAAUCCGUGGACAUGUUCUUCAAAGCGCAGAAGGAAAAGAUUUCUACGCUUUUCAAGAUAUUCCCUAUGCAGAACCUCCUAUAGGAAAAAACAGAUUUAAGCCCCCCAAACCUCAUGGACCGUGGGAAGGAAUAUUGAAUACAACAAGCAAUAACAAAGUCUGUCCUCAACAAUUUCUUGAAACAAAGCAUAUGCUUUCUGAUUUAAAUGAAGAUGAAGAUUGCUUGGUAUUGAAUGUAUAUACACCAGUGAAACCCAGUUCUAAUAAAUCAUUACCAAUAUUCUUUUGGAUACACGGUGGAUCUUACGUUUAUGGAGCUGGUUCAAUAUUAUUUUACAACCCAAAGUUGUUGGUUGAUUAUGAUAUAAUAGUAGUAACAAUAAACUAUCGAUUAGGAGCACUUGGAUUUUUGACAACACUUGAUGAGAACAUACCAGCAAACUUGGCACUUAAGGAUCAACUUCUAGCGCUAAAAUGGACACACCAAAAUAUCCAUAAAUUUGGAGGGGAUCCCAAAAAAAUAACAGUAGGUGGCGAAAGUGCCGGAAGUAUAUCCGCUGGAUUUCACUUGUUAAGUAGAUCAGCAAAAGGCUUAAUUAAUGGGAUCAUCCAACAAAGUGGGUCACCAUUAUGUGGUGUCUUUUAUCCAACAAAUGACAGAAAAUUGGCAUUUGAAUUCGGUAAAACGUUAAACAGUUCAUUUACUUCUGCCGCAUCAAGUGAUUUAUUAGAACUUUUACAACAAGCAUCAACCUCAGAUAUAUUAGCUGUUCAGAGUAAGUUGACUUCUGGAAGAUCUGUAGGAUUUAUGGAUGCCAUUACAUAUAAACCUGUCAUUGAAGGUACCUUUAACGAUGAUGCUUUUAUUACUGAACCGAUGCAUGGUGCAGUACAGGAUGGUCAUUUUAAUUUAGUUCCUAUAUUAAUAGGAAUCACUUCUGAAGAAUCCUUAAUGUUUUUGUUUGAAAUUAAUGAAAGUGAUAUUGAGAAAAGAGCCAAAUAUCUUGAUGAAGAUCCAAAAAAUCUUAUAGGAGAUUACCUUAAUGUAGCCGAACAAGACAGAGCAGCAGCUGGCUCUAUUCUACAUACGUAUUAUAAUUAUUCUACUUUUACAGAAGAUAGAACUGCGUUAAUAAAAUAUACCAGUGAUGAAGUUUUUACGAGAUCAGUUAUACGUCAAGCUGAAUGUGCUUCACGAUAUGUACCUGUUUACAUGUAUGAACUAUCAUGGUUACCCGAAGGUAGUACUGAUAUAGGAGUUCCACAUUCAGCGGAUUUAUGGUAUUUAUGGGAUACGAUGGCAUUUGGCGACAAUAAUGAAAUAUUGCGGAAACCUAUACUAAAGUGGUGGACUAACUUUAUUAAAUAUCAAAACCCCACCCCUGUUUUGGACGAAGAACUUCAAAACGUGAUUUGGCCAGAAGUACAACCGAAUGCUGUUAAAUAUUUAGAUAUAAAUUCUCAAUUCACAGUGAAGGAAAAUCCUCGAAAUUAUUAUAAUUUGAAAUCUCUCUUGGACUCCUUUAUAAAACCUCCCUAUGUUUCGUAUUAAACAGUAGAAUAAAUUUUAUUUUAAACAAAAUAAACGUAAACGUAAGUACGAUUAA